Molecule: messenger RNA, 678 nt
Organism: Limanda limanda (common dab)
Lineage: Eukaryota; Metazoa; Chordata; Actinopteri; Pleuronectiformes; Pleuronectidae
Gene: kcnip1b
Product: Kv channel interacting protein 1 b
Exons: 8
Coding region: 1-678 (225 amino acids)
Biological process (GO): regulation of potassium ion transmembrane transport
Cellular component (GO): voltage-gated potassium channel complex
Molecular function (GO): calcium ion binding; potassium channel regulator activity; transmembrane transporter binding
Source: RefSeq, a predicted model, not a curated record
AUGGCUGGCUGUACCAGACGCUGCAGGCAGGGGGUGCUCAAGUUAAUCCAGUCCCUGCAGAGAUUGGUCUCAGGCACCCUUGUAAAAGAUAGCAUCGAUGAUGAGCUGGAGAUGACGAUGGUGUCUCACAGACCAGAGGGUCUCGAGCAACUGGAGGCCCAGACCAACUUCUCCAAACAGGAGCUGCAGAUCCUCUAUCGUGGAUUCAAGAAUGAAUGUCCGAGCGGAAUGGUGAAUGAGGAGACAUUUAAACACAUUUAUGCACAGUUCUUCCCUCAUGGAGACGCAAGCAUGUAUGCACAUUAUCUUUUUAAUGCAUUCGACACUACAAACAAUGGAUCCAUUAAAUUUAAGGACUUUGUCAUGGGCUUGUCUACACUGCUGCGGGGGACUCUGAGGGAAAAGCUGGAGUGGACGUUUCACCUGUAUGACAUUAACAAUGAUGGAUACAUAAACAGAGAGGAGAUGACUGAGAUUGUGAGGGCCAUUUAUAACAUGAUGGGAAAGUACACCUACCCUGCACUGAAAGGGGAUGUCCCACAGCAGCACGUGGACGCCUUCUUUCAGAAAAUGGACAAAAACAAAGAUGGAGUGGUGACUUUAGAGGAGUUUGUUAUAGCCUGUCAGGAGGAUGAGACCAUGAUGAGAUCCAUGCAGCUGUUUGAGAACGUGAUGUAG